UAUCACCAACCGUCAUGUCCUUCCCUUCUGUGUCGGCCUGGAAAUGGUCGACAGGUCAUCGCGGUCAACAUUCCUCUCCCUCGUCAUCACCGCCGUGCUCGUCGUCUCCGCCAACAUCGCCGUAUCCUGUCUAUUCUCAGUAUCAAGCCUGCGUACAGUCAAGCCCAAGUCCUGGAUAUUGUAGCGAUAUUCACGGCUCAGGCAAUGGCGCGUCGAAUUGGUUCCGGAGGGAACUGCAUCCCCUCAAUUUUCCUCAUCCCAGAGUGCCAUGCAAGUUACCAAGUUUUCAUUCCAUGUUUGGAGAUUUACCACCACCCAUGUCUGAUGUGGAAGAAUAUUCUGACGUCGCCGACACCCACCUCUUUCAUAAUAACAUGGCCAGCGACAUCCCUCCAAGCCAUGCCUCUGUUUUCUAUACAGACAGCGAAGAGGAAGACCAUGAUCUGGAGGACGAACUCUACCUCGACACGGCAUCCAGGGCGACGUUCUUCCGGGUAUCUGAAGAACGGGGUCAAUGGAAGAAUGAUCCUGUACCUUUUCAACCGCAGCCUUCGCAUCACCAGCGCAAUUCAAUGCCUACUUCGUCUCGUCCGGUCGUACCAAGUCCUGACAGACGACUCGCCUCUGAACCAGCAGGAAUUUCUAUGAACCCGAAUCAUACCAUUUGCGAAGAUGUGGAUUUCAGUCCCGCAUUCACCCCAGAGUCGGAUGACAGACAGGCUUCAUACGAUGCCGAUGUUGAUUCAGAGCUUAUAUCAUCGGAAUCAGAGAUGCCAGACGAAGAUAAUCGACCCUACUCACCUUUACCCCCUUCGUCACCACCUCUGUCGUCAAUGUCUUUUUCUGUAUCCCCAGUGAUCGGCCCUAUGUCACCGUCAAGCGUUUCAGCUCUACCUCCACUGUCACCCGUUAUCAUUCCUCCGCUCUGCUCGGAUGAUACCGACAUCGAGGGUAUUCACCUUUCGGUGACCAUAGACCCUUCAUCGUCGCCACUUGUUCAGACCAAAUAUGAAAUUCCUGCCUGCAUGAUACCAGAAAUGUCGAUCACAUGUGGCGCCGAGUUGGAUACAAUCACCGCCGCCAUUUCAGCACCCUCAUCUCCGAGUCCCGAUGAAAGCUUGUUCGACAAGGAUCCACAAGUAGUUUCUCAACCACCAGCUUUCUUUGCAGCCGAUGUGAAUACUGGCGCCGGAGAUUCUGUCGUGUCCAAAGAAGAUUUAUCAGAGGACGCUGCUAGAGAGUUUGUUGUCACCAUCAGUGAUGCUCCGAUGAAGCAGGAGGUUCCAGAGGUGCAGGAUCAGAUGGUCGAGGUCACGCUCAAGGAGAAGAAUGGAGUUGAUGCUAUCGCGGCGGUAACGAUGGGGCACGAGAAGCGCAAAAAGGACCAAGAUGAGGGUCCGAAGAAGAAAAAGGCUCGGUUGGGUAGCCACUCGACAACGUCGGGUGCUGCCGGGGACGACGAAAACACUAGGACCUCGCAACUCGAAACGAAGAUCAAGAUCAAACCAAGGAAGCCUCGAAAACAAGCCGGACCUCCUCGACGUCGACGUCGACAGCUGUCGUACUCAUCUUCAGACGAAGAGGACGAGGAGCCAGCAAAACGACAACCACCACCUCCACCGCCUCCCUUGAACUUCUCAGUCGAGGACGCUGAAUUAUGCGGUAUGAUCAUCGAGAGCAUGGCUGCAUCUCGUGCUUCCUCGCAUCGAGCCUCUUCCAUCUACAAAGCCGUCAUCCAGAACCGCCCCGCACUCAAAUCACAACGAGAAGAUCCGGAAUGGAUCGCUGCUAUCAGGAGGGUGCUGGAAGAGGCCCAUCGUAUAAACGGAAUGUUUGGUAAGGUGGAAAGCAGUGGCAUGGACGACUCGAAUCGGCCCCUGGAAGCACAAUGGUUCUAUGUGCCGGAGCGGGACGAAGACCAGGAACGUGCGUCAUUAAUGAGGGCAAUGAUGCCUAGACCGGCGAAAAGGUCUGAAACGAAGAAGUAUAAACAGUAUUACUAUCGCCCUUUGGGUAAGAUCUCGCGUUGGGACUCUGAAGAUGCUCUCUAGACAUUCUUGCUUAAUGCCCUUUUUGAUGCCACCUAUCAUUAUUACAAUCUUCGCUCUGCGUUUCAACUUGUAGCACUAUGAUUUUACCAUGUAUUUUCGGUUUUUGUUCCUCGCAGCUGCAUUUUUAGCGUAUCGAGAAACCAUGACGAUCGCAAUUCUUUGACGGCAAUAAUGAUUAUCGUAAUUUCAUAUAC
Molecule: messenger RNA, 2245 nt
Organism: Guyanagaster necrorhizus
Lineage: Eukaryota; Fungi; Basidiomycota; Agaricomycetes; Agaricales; Physalacriaceae
Exons: 3
Coding region: 15-2051 (678 amino acids)
Source: RefSeq, a predicted model, not a curated record